AUGAGGAGCAUCUCUCGGUCGGAUAAGAACGGAAGCAGGCGUGCGAAAAGAGCAUCGCUGAAGUAUCGGGAACCCUUGAGUAAGCGUCAGGAAGUGUUGAUGCUUCCUCCUCUCGCGCAGCAGCCGCCAUCGUGGGAAUCAUCGGUCGUAUGUGUCGGAAAUCUUAGCCAGCAGCAGCCAACUCCAAGCAUCUGUUCUCGAUUGAAAAAGGGAACGUGGACAGAUGAAGAAGAUAGAACUCUAGUUGAUUACAUUUGUAAGCAUGGGGAAGUGAACUGGAACACCGUUGAGAAAGAAUCUGGACUCAAUCUCUGCAUGAAAUCAUCGUGUAGGUUAUGCUGGAUAAAUCAUUUAAGACCUGAUUUGAAGAAAGGUCCGAUAACAGCCGCCGAUGAAAUAGAGACGAUUGUUCGUCUUCAUGCCAGUAUUGCAAAUAAAUGGUCACGCAUAGCUGAAGAGGUAACAUAA
This is a messenger RNA of Impatiens glandulifera, 468 nucleotides long. RefSeq names its product transcription factor MYB102-like. The transcript is spliced from 2 exons. The record is from RefSeq and is a predicted model, not a curated record. NCBI's taxonomy places the organism in Eukaryota, Viridiplantae, Streptophyta, Magnoliopsida, Ericales, Balsaminaceae. The coding region runs from base 1 to 468 and encodes 155 amino acids.